Messenger RNA from Carica papaya (papaya), 3417 nucleotides. NCBI's taxonomy places the organism in Eukaryota, Viridiplantae, Streptophyta, Magnoliopsida, Brassicales, Caricaceae. The record is from RefSeq and is a predicted model, not a curated record.
UCGUUGGGUUCCAUUUCAGUAAAAUGGAAGACUCGGAGCCUGGAAAACCAGACAAGAAGAGGCCUCACUUGAGUUCUGUCUCUCCAACCAUGGCUCGUAAUUCCCCCGCUUCUCCUCCCUUGAGCAAAAACCUGGCCUUUACCACAAGUUGAUCUCAGUGCCUUCUGCAUAAUCGAAAGGGUCUUUCCUGGUCUUACCAUUAUGAGUGUCAAGAACUGUCUUCGGCCAGUGCUAUUGUGUGAAUGGUCUAUUUGAAAGAGGAUUUCAGCCAGAAACUUCACUUGAGAGGAAAUAUUACAGCUAUCAUGAUCAGAGGCCUUUCAUCUACUCAAAUAAUUUUGAUAUAAGUUCUGUGUUUUGUGUGGUUAAGGUUCGGUAUAAAUGUGUGGCAGAGAGAUUGAUAAAGAAUGAAAGUAUUUUGUUAUGCAUCUUCACACCAAAACGUUUGCACAGACUCAAAACAAUGGCGUGUAUGCUUUGCGUGGUAGCUCAUCACUUUCAGUUGAUGCAGCAGUGCUCCAGCAUCAGAAUCAAAAGCUUGUUCAGCAAUUGGAGCUUCAGAAGCAAGAGUUGCAUGAUCUUGAAACCAAAAUUAGAGAACUACAAGACAAUCAAAUGGCUUAUGAUGACAUGCUGAUUAUUGUCAAUCAACUUUGGAAUCAGUUGGUUGAUGAUUUGAUCUUGCUUGGGGUUCGUGUUGGGGCUGGUCGAAAUGUGAUGCGAAACUUAGAUCACAAGGACCAUUAUCAAGGUUCAAUUCCAUCAUGCGCUGCAGAGCAGAUGUUUCUUUGUAGACUGCUAGAAGCUGAUUCUAUUGAAAUUGCUGAUAAUGAGGAGAUUGUUAAAUAUGUUGGAGAGGCCCUUGCUUCACGCCAUUCAUCUACGAGGGGCUUGGUGAAAUGUCUGGAAGAUACUAUUUCUGUUCAGAGGGCAAAAACUGAGAACAUAGCUGAGGCUUUACGUGGAGAGCUAUCUGGAGAAGGUGUUAUCUUUCGGCUGUCUAAGAUUGAUUUUAUGAUGGAAGAGGAGGCAAAAAAUUUGCGAGAGAUGAUUGAUAAUCUUCACCUGAAGCAUAAAGAAUAUGCUGAUGGAAUCCAGGCUUACAUAACCCGCGAUUCAGUUGAUCAGUCUGAGAUUAAACGGCUUGCAGGUCAAUUGGAAGAGAGCAUGGCUGAACUUGAAGAAAGUAGAAGAAAGUUGAUCAACCUGAAAAUGCAGAAGGAUGCAGCAUCUGCGGUGCAUUCACCUACUCCAAUUGCCGGAAAUGGAAAUUUAUCUCCUGAAAAACCUAUUGAUAAGACAAGCUUGCGGGAGUUGAAAGAAGCUAUUGAAGAAACAAAGAUACUAGCAGCAGAUCGUCUCUCUGAGCUUCAGGAAGCCCAAGAUUACAAUCUAGUCCUGUCCAACCAGUUGCAGGAUCUUCAGAAUGAAAUCUAUAGUGACAAGUAUGUGGAAUGUUCACGGCUGUAUAAUCUGCUCGUUGAUAAGCUCCAAAAUGCUGAUGCUGAACUUGAAAGAUAUCGUACUCUAACUGAUUCACUUGAGGCUGACAGGCCCCAUGUUAUGCGAAGGGAGAAAGAACUGAAUCUAAAAGCUGAGUCUUCAGAUGCUGCUAGGAAAGUUGUUGACAAUCCUGAGUCUAGAAUUCAAGAGCUAGAGCUUCAGCUGCAGAGAUGUAUGCUUGAAAGAAACGAGCUAGAGAUUAGAAUGGAGGAAGCUAUUCAAGAUUCAGGGAGGAAGGAUAUUAAAACAGAGUUCCAAAUCAUGGCCUCAGCAUUGUCCAAGGAAAUGGGGAUGAUGGAAUCCCAGGUGAAGCGAUGGAAGGAUACAGCACAUGAAGCAGUUGCCUUGCGUGAAGAAGCCCAGUCAAUUGAAGCUUUGUUAAGAAACAAGAUGAAUGAAAAGAACCGAUUAGAAGAAGAAUGUGCAGCACAGGAUCUGGAAAUCAAACUCCUGAAUGCUCAGAUUGAGAAGUUGCAGAAGGAGAACUUGGAAACACAGAUGAUGGUAGACAUGUACGCCCGUGGUGGUGAUGAUAACAGAGAUGUGAUGGAAAUAAGAGAAUCAGAACGGCGAGCGCAUUUACAAGCUGAAGUCUUGAAAAAUGCGCUCGACGAACAUAGCUUGGAAUUGAGAGUGAAAGCUGCUAAUGAGACUGAAGCUGCUUGCCAAAACAGGCUUUCUGCUGCUGAGGCUGAAAUAGCUCAACUAAGGGCUGAACUGGAAGCUUCUCAGAGGGGCGUAUUAGAACUUACAGAGGCUAUUAAAUAUAAAGAGAGGGAGUCGGAGGCAUACAUAUCUGAAAUUGAGACCAUUGGACAAGCAUAUGAAGACAUGCAGACACAGAACCAAAGACUGUUGGAGCAGGUGGCAGAUAGGGAUCAGUACAAUAUCAAGCUUGUUUCUGAGAGUGUCAAGACGAAGCAAGCGCAGAGCUCUCUACUAUCUGAGAAACAAGCUUUGGCAAAGCAACUUCAACAAAUUAAUGCAUCUGCAGAAGCACUAAAAGCAAGGAUUGCCCAUGAUGAGGAGCAGAUGAAAGCUUGUUUAGCAGAGGGUUUUAAAUUUAUUCAAGAAGACAGACAUCUAGCAAUCAGCCUUGAAACUGCGAAAUGGGAUUUGGCAGAUGCUGAGAAGGAGUUUAAGUGGCUUAAAUCUGCUGUUUCAUCUUCUGAGAAGGAUUAUGAGCAGAUUCAGAGGAAGACGAAUGAUAUCCAAACAGAAUUACAUGAUGAAAACAGGGGUGAGAGACAGAAGCUUGAGGAAGAGCUCAUGAAAUUGAAUGCCCAACUUGCUGAGCUGACAUCUGAGACUGGAGAGGCUGCAAUACUAAGGCUCCAGGACGAAAUAAAGAACUGCAAAAACAUUCUCAAAUGUGGGGUCUGUUUCGACAGGCCAAAAGAGGUUGUAAUUCUCAAGUGUUAUCACCUGUUUUGUAAUCAAUGCAUCCAAAGAAAUUUAGAGAUUCGCCAUCGGAAGUGCCCUGGAUGUGGAACUGCUUUUGGUCAGAAUGAUGUUCGCUUUGUGAAGAUAUGAAUUGAGUUUUCAGUUUCGAUUGAGGAGGGAAUCAAAAAAUCAAACUACUCCAGUUUCUUUUGGGCAAAAAAAUAAUGGCAUUUAUGGUAUCCUGAGGUUAUCGGUUCUGUAUAUAUCUGUAUAUACACACAUAUAUAUAUGUAUAAGUUCACAGUAUUUACCUGUGAAUAUUUACACGGUAAAUAGCUCACCCAGGUAAAUUAUCAGUCUUUUAAUGAAAAUAGUAAAUAUAUAUAAACUGUAUACCAAACAGAAUAUAGUUUAUUUUCUUGUGUACCGUCGUAAUUUGAGUUUGUUUCGAUUUGUUUUCGGAAACAAAAGUUAACAACAGGUGUCUGCUGUCUUUGAGCUUAAUAAUGUUCAGUUUUGAUGUUGCGUAAA